Molecule: messenger RNA, 1554 nt
Organism: Leishmania braziliensis MHOM/BR/75/M2904
Lineage: Eukaryota; Euglenozoa; Kinetoplastea; Trypanosomatida; Trypanosomatidae
Exons: 1
Coding region: 1-1554 (517 amino acids)
Source: RefSeq, a predicted model, not a curated record
AUGACCUUCAACCGCCCCCGCGGCCGGGACACCUUCUCCGUGGCGUUUGCGAGCCGCCUGCGCAUCGUGCCGCUGACGCAGAUGUCUGACCUCUACGGCCCUAUCGACGUCUCGCUCCUUACUGCAGUCAACGCCGACGACCCGACGAGCAGCGAGGGCAACCCCCUCGAGAAGAAGAAGUACAUGGCAGGCGAUGCACGCGCGCGUAAGGUGGUAGAGGAUAAGCAGCGAGUUGAGGCGACACUGCGCGAAAAGCGCGACUGGCACGUGCUUGUGGUGGACCCCAUUGAGCUGCACAUGGUCCGUACACCGGUGCCGUUUCCGAGUCCGCAUCCAGCGUACUACAACGACUGGACUACCACAGAGGUCAAGGGGCGGUCGUCUUCUCAGGUGCUAGAGCGCCUCCCCACUGCGGAGUUCGGCAUCCCCACGCCAGCGUCACCGUCCGAUACGACUGAGGCAGGCGCUGAGGCCGCAGUUGCUGCUGAUGCUGCUGGCGGUACCGUCGCCAAGGUUGACGCUCCUGAGACACCCGCAUUCUUCUACACCGCAGGCGACCGUCGCCACCUGCAGCAGAACGGUGAUACGACCCUCUUGUCCAGCGCGCAGGUGCGGCAGACGACGCUGGGCAUACCAAGUUCAACCUCCACCGCGACUCAGCCUCUCCAGUGCUCGCCGCACACCAUUCGUCAGCACUUCCACACAGCUGUCUGCGUCGAUCCGGACAUCAGCCACGACCGUUUUCACCGCGAGGAGGCUCAGGUGGAGAUGAUCUCGGCAUACCGCAACAUCCUGUACGAAGCAGUUGAACUGGGGCACGCGCUGUCGUCAUCGUCUGCCGGGAGCAACCUGCGGGGGAGGGCGGCGACGCAGCGGGCGGUGCCAUUUGUGGCCGAUGUGGUACGGGUGCCGGCGCUGUGCCAUUACUCCUGUGGCAGGCGCUUUUUUCACGAGCUGGGAAAGCUGAACCAGCAGGCCGUCAUCAAAGGGUUCCACCGGCUGAGCAACGAGGCUAAGGAGGCGCUCAUCAUGAACCGAAGCUUCACUGUGGAGAUCUACGUGCCACCGAUGCUGCUGGAGCAGUUUGAGCGUGCCUUCCUCGAGGAGCCGUGGGAGGUGCCACUUUCGACGCUGAAUCCCGGACGCACCGCGCUGUACCCGGGCCUGGCACCGCCGCGGACCUUGCUGCAGUACGACGGGUGGAUCGGCAAACGGCCGGAGCUGGUGCAGGGGAUUGCGACGCAGGGGAAGAGCCUCUUGCGCGGUGCGAAGGUCGGACUGGACGGGCGGCUGAUUGAAGAGCACGAGGUACUGGCGAGCCUUCGAGUAUUUGGCGCCCGCGAGGAGCAGCAGCAGAUGUUGGAGGGAGAGCGUCGGACGGCGGCGGAGCAGCUCGGUGUGCCGUUACAGCCAACCUACGCCCCUCUGCACGCUGGCUUGCAGGCGGAGGUGGAGCCCCAUGAGCGCGAUGAGGGCCCCGAAAAGCCUUCCGGAAGCUGCGCUGACGCCGGCCCUGCAGUAGUGGCGACGAGCGCAAGAGAGAGCGCCAAAUGA